AGAGUCAGUCAACCACCCAACCUUACAUUCACAUGAAAGAGAGCGAGAGAGACAGACGUAUCAGCAGUUAGCAGAGUAACUAAAGGAAAGGACUGCAUUAGAAUAAAGCUGUCAAAGAAUCGUAUCGUUAGUUUUGUUUUUUGGUUGUUUUGGGUAUUGAGAGUUGAAAGUUAUUUUGUGUGUUUUUGUGUGUGGCACUGGACUCUGGAAUUGAGGAUUGGGAAUUGUUGCUGGUUAUGGCGCUCACAAACUGAUAUAAAAAUGGACUGGACUGCAUGGAUAUUUGCUCUGGCCAUAUUGAUACACAUUCCGGUUUAUGUAGCAGGUGAGAGGCUGGAAGUAAAGGUCACGUUUGACAUAUGGGAAGGAAAUGUAACUGUGGUCUGGGAUCCCCCUUCAGGAGCCCCCAUAGAUGCCCUUUACCAAAUGAAUCAUGCACUUUAUAAAAUUGGUAAUGCUCCAUGGCAUGUCGUGCCAGAGUGUAACAUGACUACAGAAACUAGAUGUUGUCUUGGAAACCUUAUAGAACAAAAGUUAAUGAAAAUACGGGUUGGACUGCAUAAAGGAAAUGGCAGCUUUCUCUGGUCAAAAGGACACAGAAUUCAUUUAUCAGACAGCAAAUUGUUGGCACCAGAUUUCAACGUGUCUUCCUCAACUAAAAUGGUGAAGGUAAAAUUUUACAGGAAGCAAUUUCUGAAAAAGCUUUUUGCCUUUGGCCCAAGUUACACUGUCACUCUGCAGGCAAAAGGACAGGACAGUCAGAAUAUAACAAAGAUUGAUGAUGAUGAAGAUGGUGAGGUGGAGUUCAAUUCAUUACUUUCUUGGCAGGAGUAUUGUGUGAGUGUGUCAGUGGAGAUUGAAUCUGCUGGUUUGCACAACAUUUCAGUACAGCGCUGCAUAUAUACAGAAGCAGAUAUGUCUCUGGUGAUCUCCAUGGUAAUUCUUGGUGUACUUGGCACAAUGACCUUCAUCACAUUUGCAAUUUGUUGCUUCCUGAAACGUCCAAGAAAAAUGCCUGCUGCUCUGAAAUCAGCUGUGAACGGAUGGCACCCCAUGAACUUAGGAUUCGUCCAGGUAGAGAGUGUUACUGACAAGGGAUGGCUCCUGACCAGCAACAAAAUGGCAGAAAAGGCUAAAAUAUCUGAUGAGAAGACCGAGCUCUUUGAGGACGAGAAAGAGAGGAGAGAGAGUACAGACAGUGGAGUGAGUGUCAGCCACCAUCACUCCAUUAAGAACAGAGGGAUGGAUGGACAUACAGGAGAUGAGGACAGUGGCUGUGGAAGUCUGACAGAAUCUGAGGACAGUCUCAGUGGGGGAAGACAAAGCUUGGGAGAGCUCCCUUCCCUGGACAGAAGCGUUAACAACACCAGCAGCGAGGGAACAGAGGACAGUGGCUUGGGAAUGGGGAACCAGGAUGUCUCUGACAGUCUCAAAGGGGCAGACAGUGGACUCCUGUCUGAAAUAGUGGUUGUAGGGGAUGGAUAUCGUAGUCAAAGUCCUUCUGUUGAUGCUCAAAAUGAGAUAAAAGUCUCCGAUGAAAUAGUCAACAAUAUGACUAGCUCUAGUGGUGACUGUCGGUCUGGUCAUGUGACAUGCUUAUGUUCUGACUUUGAGACUUGCAUGUGGUGUAAAGCCAGUAAGCUCAUAACUACAGACUGUGUAUCAGGGUCUCAUGAGCAGACCAGUUGUACUUUCACAGUAGAAUUCAACAAUGGCAGAAACAGCUAUUUGAAAAAGUCUCUUGAACAGACUGUGAAUUUGUCUCUGCUCGGAGAUUUGUCCACUCAGCUGGGCGAGAACUGCAGUGAUUCUUCUUCUCUUUUCAUUUCCAGUCCUCUGUUUCUGCAAGCGGGAGGACAUUUGCCCUGCCAGUUGGACACUUUGCCUCUUACAUUAGGAGAUGUGGAACUGACGUUUACAUGAACCAUGAACAAAUGACUUUUUCAUGAAUGUGAACCAAGAUUGGGACACAAGCCGUCUGACAAAAAUGAAAGUGGUAGUUAUCGGCUGGUCAUGUGACAUGCUUAUGUUCUGACUUUGAGGCUUGCAUGUGAUGUAAAUCCAGUAAGCUCGUAACUACAGACUGUGUAUCAGGGUCUCAUGAGCAGACCAGUUGUACUUUCACUAUAGAAUUCAACAAUGGCAGAAAUAGCUAUUUGAAAAAGUCUCCUGAACAGACUGUGAAUUCGUCUCUGC
Myxocyprinus asiaticus (Chinese sucker) is the source of this 2196-nucleotide messenger RNA. RefSeq lists its product as uncharacterized. NCBI's taxonomy places the organism in Eukaryota, Metazoa, Chordata, Actinopteri, Cypriniformes, Catostomidae. The transcript is spliced from 7 exons. Bases 262 to 1923 code for a protein of 553 amino acids. The record is from RefSeq and is a predicted model, not a curated record. Gene Ontology annotation, molecular function: protein binding.